Panicum hallii is the source of this 1697-nucleotide messenger RNA. RefSeq names its product lecithin-cholesterol acyltransferase-like 1. The coding region runs from base 95 to 1462 and encodes 455 amino acids. NCBI's taxonomy places the organism in Eukaryota, Viridiplantae, Streptophyta, Magnoliopsida, Poales, Poaceae. The record is from RefSeq and is a predicted model, not a curated record. Gene Ontology annotation, biological process: lipid metabolic process. The transcript is spliced from 2 exons.
CCACACAACACAGUAGCGGGGAGCGCCUGGUCCCAAAAGCAGCAAGGAGACAAAAGGAGCAACCGGGCAAGGAACAAAAACCGAGCGUCGAAGCAUGGAGGGGCGCCCUUCACUGCUGGCCCUCGCGCCAGCAGCGGCCACGGUGGUGGUCAUGCUGUCGCUGAGCUGCUCGUGGUGCGGCGGCGGCGCGUCGGCGGCGAGGGUGGUCGCGGCGGGCGGCGGCGCCGGGCGGCACCCGGUGGUGCUCAUCCCGGGCGCGGGCGGCAACCAGCUGGAGGCGCGCCUGACGGACGAGUACAGGCCGUGCAGCCUGGCGUGCCGGGUGUGGCCGCCCGUGCGCGGCCGCGAUGGCUGGUUCCGCCUCUGGUUCGACCCCUCCGUGCUCCUCGCCCCGCUCACCAGGUGCUUCGCCGAGCGGAUGAUGCUCCGCUACGACGCCGGCGCCGACGACUUCCGCAACGCGCCCGGCGUCGAGACCCGGGUCUCCGACUUCGGCUCCACCUCCACCCUCCGCUACCUCGACCCGAACCUCAAGAUCCUGACGGGGUACAUGAACACCCUAGCGAGCACGCUGGAGAAGGCCGGCUACGAGGAGGGCCGGGACCUGUUCGGCGCGCCGUACGACUUCCGGUACGGGCUGGCCGGGCCGGGGCACCCGUCGGCGGUGGGCACCGCGUACCUGCAGCGCCUCAGGCUGCUGGUGGAGUCGGCGCGCGCGGCCAACGGCGGGAGGCCCGCGAUCCUGGUGGCGCACAGCCUGGGCGGCCUGUUCGCGCUGCAGCUGCUGGCGCGCAGCCCUGCGCCGUGGCGCGCGGCGAACGUGGCGCGCCUCGUUACGCUCUCGGCGCCGUGGGGCGGGUCGGUGCAGGAGAUGCUCACCUUCGCCUCCGGCAACACGCUGGGGGUGCCGUUCGUCGACGCGUCCCUCAUCCGUGACGAGCAGCGGACCUCCGAGAGCAACCUGUGGCUGCUGCCGGCGCCCGGCGUGUUCGGCAACACCACGCUGGUGGUGUCGCGCGCCCACGGCGACGGCGGCGGCAACCGCUCCUACUCCGCCAAGAACAUGACGCAGUUCCUCCGGGACAUCGGGUUCGAGGAGGGCGUCGAGCCGUACCGCGCGCGGAUCCGGCCGCUCGUCGAGGCCCUGCCGGAGCCCGGCGUGCCCGUGACGUGCCUCGUGGGAACCGGCGUCGACACGGUGGAGAGCCUCGUGUACGGGGAGGGCGGCUUCGACGAGCCCCCCGAGGAGGUGGUGUACGGCGACGGGGACGGGACGGUGAACCUGGCCAGCCUCGUCGGCCCGGUCAAGGCGUGGGCCGACUCGCCGGCGCAGGUCGUCGAGGUCGUGGAGCUGCCCAAGGUGUCGCACUCCGGCAUCCUCAACGACAAGAGCGCGCUCGAGCAGAUCAUCAGGAUCAUCGACUCCAUCAACCUCAACGCCACCAGCUAUCAGACGUCUUGAGAUGCUUUGCAUUGGUAGACGACUGACUCUAAAAAUUCCACUUUAAUCGCUGAGAUUUGCUAGUUUUCUGUUCACUAUUUCCGAGAUGAUUGGGAUUUGUUUCGUACUUGUAGUAGUAGUUUUUAGCUGAGACUUAGAGGGUGCAUUUUUUGUGUGCACAUCGACAAGUCAUCUUGUUAGAGGCAACAAUAACAGAGUGGAAUUUAGCUUUUUGAACGUUGCAGUUUGAAUGUUA